UCGGGACGAUUUGAUCGCGAAACGUGGGUUUCAACCCUUAAACUCCAAAACGAACCUGUGAUAGACUGUCUGACAAACCCAACGUGAUUGAGUUCGACUGAGGGCAAGGAAGGCAAGAAAUCACCCCCGCAAGCAGUGCUACGCAAGGAAAAUUCCAAUAGGAAGAAUAGGCUGACGACUAAGAGAAAUCAAGGUUAAUGAACCGGACAACGCUGUUCCUUCUUGCAGCUACGCUGUUAUUAGUGAUAGCGAAUAAUGAUAUUGAAGUUAUCCCAAUUAAAACACCACUUCUCCCCUUCCGCUUAGGAAAUGCUCGAAUAAUUCAACAUCAACAUACAUUUUUGCAUUUUGUAGAAACAUCUCAACUUUUUAAUCAAUUACGUAAUUUAGAAUACGCUUACGCUGUAAUCUCAAAAUCAUUAAACUAUACAAAUAAACAUAAUUAUCAGAAUGUACACUAUAUUAAUGGAAAUAAUUUACUUAAUAAUGUUCGAUAUUUAAUUACUCAAGUAAAAUUUAAACUUGGUAACAUAAAACCUAAUAACCGUACAAAAAGAGGUUUAAUAAAUGUAGGUAAAUUAUCGAAAUGGCUUUUUGGCACUCUCGAUUCAGAGGAUGGACAAAAAUACGAUAAAAUUAUCACAGAACUUGUGCGUAGUAAACAUUCAUCUGACAUCCAACUAAAAAAGCAAACCUCGUUGAUUCAACAGCUGAUUGACAACUAUAAUGAUACUAUAACACUUCUACAGAAAAAUCAAGAAGCUAUUAAAAAACAUAUAGACAUUUUUGAAUAUAAUUCAAAUAAAACUAUUACUGACAUAACUACUUUCAUUAAAGCUCAAAAUACACUAAAGCAAAUUAUUCUAAAUUGCCAAAGUUUUAUAACUUUUUUGGAUAAUUUAGAAAAUGCCAUUACAUUUGCGAAAUUAAACACAUUACAUCCUGUAGUAAUAUCGGCGGCUGAAUUAGAACAAAUAAUUUUUAAAUUGACUGUUCUCUAUGGUGAUGAUCAAAUUCUAAUUUUUGAAAAUCAAAAUAAUUAUUAUCAGUUAGCAAACUUACAAGUUAAAUUUACAAAAGAUAAAAUAAUUUUUGCCGUCCAUAUUCCGAUUUUUCUUAAAGAUAUUUUUGAAAUAUUCCACCUGUUCCCAGUACCUGUGAAUCACUCCUUAAUUAUACCUAAUUCACCCUACCUAAUAUUGGGCACUGACAUGCAACAAUAUCAAGAAUCAAUCUGCCCAAUCAUUGAAGACACCUACGUUUGCGAAAAUCAACUUACCCAGCCCAUCGGUGAUUGUGUGACAACCCUCAUUAAAUAUGCCGAAAACAAAAAUUGCCACGUAGUCAAUGUAAAUGUUUCAACGCAUAUAAUACGACCAAUCACUAGUAGAUUUGUUUUGAUAAUACCAUCGGAACAGAAACUUAAAUUACAAAUGAAUUGUCAAAACAAAGAAAUAGCUUUUAUUGAAGAAGCCUGCCUAAUCAAUGUUCCAUAUAAUUGUGGUAUAAGUACCCAAAAUACUGAGCUUUGGAAUAAAGAAGAAAUUUUUAAAGCAAACCCAUUCUCACUGCCACCCAUUAAAAUUGAAAAUAUGGAACAUCACGAUGUAAAGUACCAGCCACUCCAACUACAAUCGAUUGAUCUCAAUACGAUCAAAAAACUACUGCUGCGAAAUCAUCGAUCCCCGACAUUGGUUAUGAAAUUCAUCCAGUCACUUGGAGUCUCGCCACUUCAACAGGAAUCAUGUUUAUUUUAAUCUUGUUAAUAGUUAUAGCAUGGAAAAUCUACAAGAGCCAUUUGCUGCAAGAUUCCAAGAAAACCAAGAACGACUAGUCUUCCGAAAACAACCCUUCGUCCCUGUUGUUUUCCACUUCGGAGGGAGGAAUUAUGUGAUAGAAUAUGCUGAUGAAAUGCUAGCUUCAGUA
Cylas formicarius (sweet potato weevil) is the source of this 1926-nucleotide messenger RNA. RefSeq lists its product as uncharacterized. Lineage: Eukaryota; Metazoa; Arthropoda; Insecta; Coleoptera; Brentidae. Bases 198 to 1757 code for a protein of 519 amino acids. The transcript has 2 exons. The record is from RefSeq and is a predicted model, not a curated record.